AUGUUAACCCCCGCCUUACUCGCCCGUCUGUACCUGCUGGACCGGCAACGGUGUUUGGGAGCGGGUAGGGGGCACCCGCCAGCGGCGCUGACUGGGGGAAGUGGUUGGGCAGUGCCAACAGGUCAUCGAGACGGAUUAGUUUCACUGGCAUCUGAUGCAGAAAGCAUACCUGGUCCUAAAGACUCCAUUGAUGACCAAAUCAAGAAGUUUGCUAACAAAGGUCUUAGCAUUGAAGAUCUUGUUACCCUUGUAGGAGGACAUACAAUUGGGACAGCUGGCUGUGUCACAUUCAGUGACAGGCUAUACAACUACAACAAUACUAAUGCACCCGACCCUGCUAUUGACCAAGGAUUCCUUCCCCAUCUUCAAACCCUAUGUCCUCUUAGCGAUGAUCUUACAAGGCGAGUGGCCUUGGAUACAAACAGCGAAAACAAUUUCGACAACUCAUUCUAUGAAAACAUAAGGCGUGGACGAGGAACUGGGGGAAGUGGUUGGGCAGUGCCAACACGUCGUCGAGACAGAUUAGUUUCACUGGCAUCUGAUGCAGAAAGCAUACCUGGUCCUAAAGACUCCAUUGAUGACCAAAUCAAGAAGUUUGCUAACAAAGGUCUUAGCAUUGAAGAUCUUGUUACCCUUGUAGGAGGACAUACGAUUGGGACAGCUGGCUGUGUCACAUUCAGUGACAGGCUAUAUAACUACAACAAUACUAAUGCACCCGACCCUGCUAUUGACCAAGGAUUCCUUCUCCAUCUUCAAACCCUAUGUCCUCUUAGCGGUGAUCUUACAAGGCGAGUGGCCUUGGAUACAAACAGCGAAAACAAUUUCGACAACUCAUUCUAUGAAAACAUAAGGCGUGGACGAGGAGUACUUGAAUCUGAUUCAAAGCUGUGGAGUGACCCACGAACACAAAAGUUUGCGCAACCGUUUAUUGGAGCUAGCAGAUCGCAUGGAUCGACAUUCAACAAGAUGUUCGCGAUAGCAAUGGUGAAGAUGAGUAAAAUUGAGUUAAAGACAGGUAAUCAAGGAGAAAUUCGUAGGGUUUGUAAUAGAAUUAAUUAACUGAUAUGAAGACUCAAGGCGAGUGGUAUAACAAA
Helianthus annuus (common sunflower) is the source of this 1094-nucleotide messenger RNA. RefSeq names its product peroxidase N1. Gene Ontology annotation, cellular component: plasmodesma; plant-type cell wall. NCBI's taxonomy places the organism in Eukaryota, Viridiplantae, Streptophyta, Magnoliopsida, Asterales, Asteraceae. The record is from RefSeq and is a predicted model, not a curated record. Bases 1 to 1059 code for a protein of 352 amino acids. Gene Ontology annotation, biological process: response to oxidative stress. The transcript has 5 exons. Gene Ontology annotation, molecular function: peroxidase activity; heme binding.